Messenger RNA from Alternaria arborescens, 1668 nucleotides. RefSeq lists its product as hypothetical. The transcript is spliced from 3 exons. The record is from RefSeq and is a predicted model, not a curated record. NCBI's taxonomy places the organism in Eukaryota, Fungi, Ascomycota, Dothideomycetes, Pleosporales, Pleosporaceae. Bases 1 to 1668 code for a protein of 555 amino acids.
AUGGCAAAGACAGUCCAUUUCGAACCCCAUACCCCAAACCCAGACUCUGACUACCUCUUCCACGGCAGCGGCACCGUCUUGAAACCUUGCCACAUAAUCCGCUACAUCUACCCCUCCCUCUGUGACUACCCGCCAGGCUGUCUGCGUCUCCAACUGCCAUCCAACUCCUCUUCGCGCUCCCGGCCUCAAGGUUCCGGGUCCUGGGGCACCGACGGCCACACUUUUCUUAGCAUAACGAACGCGCAGAAACUAGCUCCGCACUCGGCUUCCUUUGCAGAAUGGUCAACACGGGAGUUGGAACGGGAUAGGAAGAGUAAGAAUGCAUUGGCGAGGGGCAUGGCGAGGAUGAGCUUGUAUGUGGGUAAUACGGUGUUGGAGGCGGGUAAGUUUCAACUAAGGAGAGGCGAGGUUAUGUGUUUUGUUGUUGUGAGGAGGAGCGUUGUUGUGCUUGAGGGGGGAGGAGGACAUGGGGAUAAGAAGGGGUUUGGGAGGGAAGAGGAGAGGUAUGUUAUCCCGUGUACGGAGUGGAGAGGGAUGAUGCCACCGAUGGUUGAAGGGAAGGAGUACGAUUGUUGGUGGAAGAAGAAGAAGAAGAAGAAGAAGAAGAAGAAGAAGAAGAAGAAGAAGAAGAAGAAGAAGAGGUGGGUAGAGAGGAACCUCUUUCAGGCAAGCUAUGAUCGGGCGUUUUUUCAUGCUCGGGACCAGAUGGAUAAUGUCCUUCAGAUGGCGCCGCCGCUAAUCAACUGGUACCCCAGACCCGACAUCGAAGCACUCGUCACCGUACACCGCGAUACUCCACCACCACGCGCACAGGCAAAAUACCUAGGCGACGCAUGCCCAGCCUGCAGCCGCACCUGGUUCACCGAGAGCGAAUAUGCGUGCCGCCUCCAUUGCGGCCACUUCCUCUGUCUUGAAUGCCUAACCCAGCACGUCGAUUCAAGUGCCGGACGAGGCAAAUUGCUUCCGGGCGAAACCGACCCGCUGACUAAAUUCUUCCGCUGCAUAGAAUGUAAAAGCAUAACAGCUCUCCUCGUCGACCGCACCGCCGUGACACGCCCCGACGAACUACACUGGUGGCGUUGGAAAAUCUGCAUGCGGCGUCUAGAAAAGGAAGCUUCAGAGUUCUGGCUUGUGAGACUCCAGACACUACCGCAUAGUGGGUGGUUCCGCGAUAUACCACAAGACUGGGAUACUGAUCGGCAGGUCAGGGAGAUCAGAGUCCAUGUCCGCUAUGAUGAUGCGGUAGCGUUUAUGCACGUGCCGAAGAGAGUUUGGGCAAUGUUGCCGUAUGGAUUUAGUUUGGACAAUCCUGUGGAGAGUUGCGAAGCGCUGGCGUUGGAGAAGUGUUUGAAAGGCGAGUUGAAGCGCCUUUCUGUUGAGCGCAAGUUGUUCAACACCAAGGAGAUUCUGGAUCAUAUGGCGAAUGUGGGAAGGGGUGCGUUGAAGCCUGUUGUUGUGGAGGAUGUGGGUGCGAGAUUGGGUAAUCCGGUAACGCCGCCGGGGUAUGAGGCGUAUCGCGAUUUCUUGUGUGAGUGGACUGCGAGAGGGGUGCUCAUGUGUCCAAUGGGACGGAUGCCGAUUCUGGAGUUUUUGAGAAAUAUGGACAAGGAAGGGAACAAGAAGAGGGCUUGGUGGAAGGACGUGCGGGAUGUCUUCUUUGAUUCGUAG